Molecule: messenger RNA, 5032 nt
Organism: Microplitis mediator
Lineage: Eukaryota; Metazoa; Arthropoda; Insecta; Hymenoptera; Braconidae
Product: terminal nucleotidyltransferase 4B-like
Exons: 8
Coding region: 343-2289 (648 amino acids)
Biological process (GO): RNA 3'-end processing
Cellular component (GO): TRAMP complex; nucleolus
Molecular function (GO): poly(A) RNA polymerase activity; mRNA binding
Source: RefSeq, a predicted model, not a curated record
CAUAUGAAGCUCUCGUCUCGCUCGCUAUAUUCUAGAUUGUUCCUUUCUCAAAGUAUUUUAUAAAUUUAAUGCGCGACAUCUAUCGCGGAUCUAAUAUCACGGGUGCAACACCUGUAUGCAUGGGGUUUCUCAUUAACACAACAGAUAUUACGUCUGAUAAAACACAUAAUUGAAUUCAAAAGUUCCUGAAAAUAAAUAAUUUUGAAUAUUUGGUUAAAGGUGCUGUGCUGUUAGUGUUGUCAGAAUAACCCCGGCGGGUCGUGUUGGAUUCGGCCGCGCGGGAUAUCAUCAUCGACACACACCACCGAGGCCGUGUCCCGUGUGGAAAGUGUCCUUUUUUUAAUGGAUCCUACUAUCGGCUGGUAUCAACCGGAGCAGUUCGGGCCAGCGAAAGAUUUGUGGCUGGAAAUUUGGGUUGCGGAAAAAGGCCUUGAUUCAUUGACAUUAAAAAACGAAAACAGCAUAAUAGGCUGCGGUGGUGGUGUUGGUGUUGGCGGAGGGACGGGUAAUAGUAACAGUAACAGUGUAGUUACUAGUGUUGGUGGUGGUGGUGGUGGUGGUGGUGUACCAACAGCAAUGGCUACUACUGGCAACAAAACCGCUCAGGAUUUUAUUUCACUCGACAGCCACACAACCACGAGCAUCAACAACCGCGUUAAUGAGGAUCAACGCAACACAACGAAUCAUCGUAAUCAAAUAGUAGCGACAAAUAUUUAUUACAACCCAUCCCGAAGGAAAAACGACAACCGAGCAAGUACUUAUGGUAUGAACUACAAUCAGGACUCGCUGAUCGGCAUGUACGGAGGGUGUCCUUGGCGUAUUCCCAACAAGCAUUACAGCGCGGGAAUUAUCGGACUCCAUGAAGAAAUAGUUGAUUUCUACAACUACAUGUGCCCGACAAUUGAAGAGCACAAUUUGCGAGUACGUGUUGUCAGGCGAAUUGAGACAAUUAUUUAUGAGCAGUGGCCAGAAUCAAAAGUUGAAGUAUUCGGAAGUUUUCGUACUGGUCUCUAUUUACCCACAAGUGAUAUUGAUCUGGUUGUUAUCGGAAGAUGGGCGAACCUUCCGUUGUUUACAUUAGAAAAUAAAUUCCUGGAAUACGAUAUUGCAGAACCGUCCUCGAUAAAAGUGCUGGACAAGGCUAGUGUACCAAUAAUUAAACUAACGGACAAAGAAACUGAUAUUAAAGUAGACAUUAGUUUUAAUAUGAGCAAUGGUGUUAAAUCUGCGGAACUUAUAAAAGACUACAAGCGACAUUUUCCAGUACUUGAUAAACUUGUACUGGUUUUAAAACAAUUUUUAUUACAGCGAGAUCUUAAUGAAGUUUUUACGGGAGGAAUAUCUUCCUAUAGUCUCAUUCUUAUGACAAUUAGUUUUCUGCAGUUACAUCCUAGACAGAAUGCAUCUGAAAAUUCUAAUUUAGGAGUUUUACUUAUCGAAUUUUUAGAAUUAUACGGUAGAAAAUUUAAUUAUGUUAAGACUGGAAUUAGAGUGAAAGAAGGUGGUACUUACAUUUCUAAAGAAGAGGUUCAACGAGAUAUGAUUGAUGGACAUCGACCAUCAUUGUUAUGUAUCGAAGAUCCCUUGACACCCGGCAAUGAUAUCGGACGUAGUAGUUACGGAGCUCUCUAUGUUAAAGACGCAUUUGAUUGGGCUUACCAUGUACUUUCACAAGCUGUAAAUCCAACAAACUCCAUAGAUACUAUGAAAUAUAGUAUAUUGGGACGAAUAAUUCGAGUUACUGACGAAGUUAUCCAGUACAGGAAGUGGAUUAAAAUGACAUUUCCCAGUUCCGUCCUUGAAUUAGAUUCAUUGUCUAGCUCAACUGGUUCAGAUGCUUCGACUCUUUCUGCGCCAGCCAGUGAUACCGACUCAGAACACAGCCGCGGUAAUUCUCCCAACACCGGCGGACAAAUAGAGGAUCGUAAUAGAGAUCGCAAUAUAUACAAUAAUCAUCAGAAUAAUCAGUACCCGCAAACUCAUUGGAAAAAAUCAUACAAAACUGGCCAUGUAAAUCAUCAACACAACUCCAGGGGCAUUUACCCACGUGGGAUAAAUAACAACACCCUCGGGCAAAAUAAAGUUAAGAAUUCUUCACAUCACACCAAUGGCAGCAUUAACAACAACAACAAUACCAGCAGUAACAACAACAAUAAUAAUAUUAUUAAUAAUAAUAAUAAUAACAAUAGCAGUAGUAAUGCCGGAAGUCAGAGUCCUGGAACGAGGAUCCAAGCGCAGAAACGUAAGAAGACUUUUAGCAACCGUACACCUGGUGACUGCGUGCGGUGAUGAAAUGUUGUGUGAGUUUUUUGUUGUACAUUGCGAGGUAUUUCAAGUGACUAAAAAUAAUCUAGGAAUUUAAGAAAAAAAAAAAAAAAGUAAUUUCUGCCAGACGAAUUAAAGUUCCUCAGGUAAAUCCGCGAGGCUAAUCGUCAAAAUUACACUUUGAUUUAUUUAUUAAACUAUUUAAUAACGUACAGACAUACAAAACUGUUACACAUAUUGUGAAUAAUCUUAGCAAUAUAUAUUAUAUACAUAAUAAUAACAAUUACAUAUUUACCAUACGGUCUAGAGUUGAUGAAAAAAAAAAAAAAUGUGUAUGAUAUUGAGUUUAUCGUCUCGUAGUUAUUAAAGAAUUUCUGCAUUUUAUUUCGUAUAAAAAAAUGACAAAAAGCAAAAAAAAUAUAAAAAAUAACGAAGAUAUAAAUAUAUAUAUAAAGAAAAAAAAAAAUAACAUUAAUCUUAAGCAUUAUUUGACUAAAAUAAUUUUGAUAUUUUUUUCGAUGUAAUGUCCGAUUAAAAUUUUUAAUUAUUAUUAAUAUUUAAUUAUAGUAAUCAUUAUUAUCUAUGAUAAUUAAUAAUUAAUUGGUUCUUAACAAGUUUGUGAAAAAUGAACCAAAGAAUUUUUUUUUUUUUUUUUCGACAUAAAUAUUUAAAUAUCCCAUGGAUUUUAUGAUAUGAUUAAUUAAACUGUCUCCAGUUUUCACUGUGAUUUAAUUAUUUAACAAUUUUAACCGUCGUCCGUUUGUAUUAUUUAGUUUUUUCUUAACGAACAAACUCGGAUAUAUAAUCGGUAGUUAAAUUUUAAAUUGUUAAAAUUAUUAAUUAUUUAAUAAUUAAAUUUAUAAAUCGAUUACUGCGAGACAGUGCGUUUUAUAUAAAUAUUAUUUUUAUCGAAGAUAGUAUUAAUUAAUAUGCACUAUCAUCGCAACUGUCUAAAUAAGCAAUUGAUUGUGUUCAUAUUUAAAAAAUUAAAAACAAUAUUCUCCAUAUACGGGAAUCAUGUGUGAAAAUGCAUUGCCAUGAAAAAAAAAAAUAAUAAUUAUAAUAAUAACUAACUUAUCUCGUUAAUAUAAUCAAUUGUACGUUUAUUAUUAGUAUUUUUUAUUAUUCUUACUCGGGAUCGUACACUUUAAGAUAGAAAACAAAUUUAAUGUAACACUUUUUUUCCCUUUUUUUAAUGCAACUGUAGUUUAAAAAUAAUAACAAACCGCGUUAGUUUUUUACAAAAGCAUAAUAUGUACAUAUAUAUUAGGGUGGUCUUUAAAAUUUAAUUUUCUUAGGCGCCUUAUAAAAAGCUUCUUUUUAGUGAAAAAAUACCGGGGGAAUUUGGUUUUUUCUUUUUCGUAAAAAAGAACACGUGCAUCCAGACGAUCAAUCAAUUUUCGAUACGAUCGCGGUUUUUUUUAAAUAUCUCAUGAAAUAUGCAGAUUAGAGGAAAAAAUCAGAGGAACAAUUUUGUAGGAAAUUAAAUUCUUGACAAAAAAGGUUCUAUUCAUUUUUUUUAUAAAAUGUGUAUUUACGAAGAUAUUUUAAAAAAAACUUUUUAAUAUUCGUACUCCUGUAAAUGCUCAAUUGAUAAAACAAAAAAGUUUUUUUAAAAUAUCUUCGUAAAUACGCAUUUUAUAAAAAAAAUGAAUAGAACCUUUUUUGUCAAGAAUUUAAUUUCCUACAAAAUUGUUUCUAUGACUUUUUCCUCUAAUCUGCAUAUUUUAUGAGAUAUUUUAAAAAAACCGCGAUUGUAUUGAAAAAUGAAAUUUGAUCGUCCGGAGGCACGUGUUCUUUUUAUUUGAAAAAACGAAACCAAAUUCCCCGCUUAUUUUUUCACUCAACAGAAGCUUUUGAUAGAGUGUCUGAGAAAAUUUAAUUUUUAACGACCACCUUAUAUAUAUUAUAGUAAUUUUCUUUGAUUUAUCCAACGUCAAAAAAUGCCGCCACAUUUAAAAUUGAUAAUUAAAUAAUUUAAAAAAAGAAGAAAAAAAAACUAAGGAUUUACCUGUUUGUAAAUAUUGUAAAUGGAAAUGAAUUGAUUAAAAAAAUGAAAAAUUUUUAAAAAAUCUUAUCGUUUAGUAUACAUGUAUAAAUAUAUAUUUUUUUUUAUUUAUAAAAAAAAAUUAAUUUAAAUUCCAUGAAAAUAAUUUUUUUUUUUGCGCGUGAAAAAUUUUUACUUAUGGAUUAAUAAUUUUCCAUAUUUGUAAGUAAGGAAAUAAUAAUAAAAGAUAUAAAUUCAUCUUCUUCCUUUUAUCUAAAGUAAAAAUUAUAAAUAAAUAACUAAAAUAUGUAGGAUAUAUUUUUUCUCAUAAAAUAAUAAAAAUGCUUGAUAAUAAAGAAAAAAAAAAUGGAAAAUAAAAUAUGUAUACUAAGCUAUUUCCUAACUAAUAAAUAAAUGAAUAAAUAAAAAGGUUUAAAGAGUAAAGAUUUAAAACAAUGUAAGGUAUUGUCUGAUGGAUGGAUUUUAUGUAUGAGUGAUAUAUUUUGCAUGAAUGGAGCCUAAAUAGAUUAUUAACGCUAUUGUAAUUUUUAUUUAAUAUGUAUAAACUUACAAGACUGUAUAGAAUGAAAAAAAGUGAAAAAUUCAAAAGAAAAAAAUUUAAAAAAAGAAGAAAAAAAGCAAAAAAAAUAUAAUAAAAAUAAAUAAGCGGUCUUUGUAAGAUAUCACUUUAUUUAUAUACAAUACUGUAUCAUAAUCUCAAGUACAAACAUAUAGUUCAUUACGUUUCUUAAUAAAAUCAAAAGGCUUCUGCCUAAACAA